UAUCAUCUGUAAUAAUUUGAUAGGCUCGCUGAUCCAAUUAGGCGAGCGACUUGAGGAGUUGCAUUAAUAACGCAAUUAGGAAAGGACUUCCGAGAGACUUCCGCUUCUUCCUCCUCCUUGGCCUCACCUGAGGUUUGACCGCGUGGAGUUUUCCUUGGUGUUGUCUGCAGCGUAUUCGAAGGAGCACCUCCCGGCCGGCACCUGAAGGGCACUCUCGCGUCCCCCGGCAGGAUGGACUACGCCUACCUCAACCAGGCGGCGGCCGCGGGCUUCGAGGCCUCGUCCUGCAGCCUCGGAGGCAGCCUGGGCGGCUCCAUGGACGGCGCCCACGCCCCUUACACCUACGGCGACCUCACCUCCUGCUCGCAGAUGCCCUCGGCGUACCGCUACACGGGCUCGGGUGUCAGGGGCUACAAUGCAGGCGUGGGCGUGGGCGUAGGGUCCCAGCAGUGCGGCGUGAUGGGGCGGCCCCAGGACCACCGCGCCAUGUUCCCCGCUUCCGUCACGCCGGUUAACCUCCAAACUGGCCUAGGAUACAAGAUGUACGGCGGCCACGAGGGAGUCCUCUCCGAGAAGAGGAAGCAGCGGAGGAUAAGAACCACCUUCACGUCGGCGCAACUGAAGGAGCUCGAGAGGGCGUUUCAGGAAACACAUUAUCCUGAUAUCUACACGCGGGAAGAAAUUGCUAUGAAGAUUGACCUGACGGAGGCGCGUGUGCAGGUGUGGUUUCAGAACAGACGGGCAAAGUUUCGCAAGCAGGAGCGACUGGCACAGCAGAAGGCGCAGCAGCAGCAACAACAACAACAGCAGACACCUUCCAACAACAACAACAACAAUGAGAACAGCAAUGGGUCUACCAACACUGCCAACUCCGCCGCCAGCCCUAGCAGUGUUGCCAGCGCUACGAAGGUUGGUUUUGGUGGGCUUCUUAUGAAGGAUUUUUUUCUCUUCUGCACAAAAUGGGUCAUGAAUAAAAUAGGACUAAUUCAUUAAGGAUAGUUGAAGCAGAUAGGCAUAUUUGGAUCAUGAUUAUGUGCCUAUUAUAGCAUUUUCUGAUGUGAUGCACAAUAACAAUAUAAUUUAAGGAGUAACUCAAAAAAUAAAAAGUAAUAUUUUUAUAGAUACUUUUGUUGAAUUUAAUUUCAUGUUUUUUUCUGUUUUUUAGGGGGUAAUUAUGUAUGUAUUCUGCCCCCUUAUUUUUUUUAUUUUUCUUCUUAUUAUCAUCAUUAUUAAUAUUCCUUUUAUCGUAUUUUUUAAAUUCAUUUUCUGUCCAUUAAGAUUGUCAUUCAAAUCGUCGUUGUCAUCUUAACCAUUUUCAUCAUUAUCACUGAUCUUUCUGUUAUCAUUCUCUCCUUUAUCAUCACCUUUAUCAUCAACAUCAUUAUUAUCUUUAAACCAUUGUCUUCCCCCCUCCCCCUCCCCCCCCAGAGCGAACCCAAGACCAGCGGGAGCAGCAGUGGAGGCGGAGGUGGAGGCGCGGGUGGAAGCUCAGCCUCCACCAAGGACCUCCACCACGGCGUCUCCUCCAUGCCCCCCGCCUCCAGCUCCUCGCCCUCCAACACCGCCUCCAACACCGCCCCCGCCACCACCACCCUCCACCAUCUGGAUCACA
Molecule: messenger RNA, 1612 nt
Organism: Penaeus monodon (black tiger shrimp)
Lineage: Eukaryota; Metazoa; Arthropoda; Malacostraca; Decapoda; Penaeidae
Product: paired mesoderm homeobox protein 2B-like
Exons: 4
Coding region: 232-993 (253 amino acids)
Biological process (GO): regulation of transcription by RNA polymerase II
Molecular function (GO): DNA-binding transcription factor activity, RNA polymerase II-specific; RNA polymerase II transcription regulatory region sequence-specific DNA binding
Source: RefSeq, a predicted model, not a curated record